AUGCCUCUACGGGGAUGGGAUGCGGUGGUAUCAGGCCUCUGGCUUGGGCGCCGCCCCUCGGCGACGUCACUGGGUACUGUGACGUCACUGGGUGCUGUGACAUCAGGGCAAUUAGCCCAGGACCCACAGCCCUGGCGCUCCGCACGCACCUCGGUAACAUCACAGCAGGUCCAGGCCAAUGAUAACCUUAUAAGAGGCCAUGUCGAAGCGCGACAUCGUCCUCACCAAUGUCACCGUUGUCCAGUUGCUGCGACAGCCGUGCCCGGUGACCAGAGCACCGCCCCCACCUGAGCCUAAGGCUGAAGUAGAGCCCCAGCCACAACCAGAGCCCACACCAGUCAGGGAGGAAAUAAAGCCACCACCGCCACCACUGCCUCCUCGCCCUGCUACUCCUCCUCCUAAGAUGGUGUCUGUGGCCCGGGAGCUGACUGUGGGCAUCAAUGGAUUUGGACGCAUCGGUCGCCUGGUCCUGCGCGCCUGCAUGGAGAAGGGUGUUAAGGUGGUGGCUGUGAAUGAUCCAUUCAUUGACCCGGAAUACAUGGUGUACAUGUUUAAGUAUGACUCCACCCACGGCCGAUACAAGGGAAGUGUGGAAUUCAGGAAUGGACAACUGGUCGUGGACAACCAUGAGAUCUCUGUCUACCAGUGCAAAGAGCCCAAACAGAUCCCCUGGAGGGCUGUCGGGAGCCCCUACGUGGUGGAGUCCACAGGCGUGUACCUCUCCAUACAGGCAGCUUCGGACCACAUCUCGGCAGGUGCUCAACGUGUGGUCAUCUCCGCGCCCUCACCGGAUGCACCAACGUUCGUCAUGGGUGUGAAUGAAAAUGACUAUAACCCUGGCUCCAUGAACAUUGUGAGCAACGCGUCCUGCACCACCAACUGUUUGGCUCCCCUCGCCAAAGUCAUCCACGAGCAAUUUGGGAUCGUGGAAGGGUUGAUGACCACAAUCCAUUCCUACACGGCCACCCAGAAGACGGUGGACGGGCCAUCAAGGAAGGCCUGGCGAGAUGGGCGGGGUGCCCACCAGAACAUCAUCCCAGCCUCCACUGGGGCUGCGAAAGCUGUGACCAAAGUCAUCCCAGAGCUCAAAGGGAAGCUGACAGGGAUGGCGUUCCGGGUACCAACCCCGGAUGUGUCUGUCGUGGACCUGACCUGCCGCCUCGCCCAGCCUGCCCCCUACUCAGCCAUCAAGGAGGCUGUAAAAGCAGCAGCCAAGGGGCCCAUGGCUGGCAUCCUUGCCUACACCGAGGAUGAGGUCGUCUCUAUGGACUUCCUCGGUGAUACCCACUCGUCCAUCUUCGAUGCUAAGGCCGGCAUUGCGCUCAAUGACAAUUUCGUGAAGCUCAUUUCAUGGUACGACAAUGAAUAUGGCUACAGUCACCGGGUGGUCGACCUCCUCCGCUACAUGUUCAGCCGAGACAAGUGAAAGGGGAAGGUCCUUUCUUUCCUUCCCAGGGGCCGGGGCCGGAACAUGUGCCUCCCGUUCCAGCAUCUGGCUGCCCGAGGGAGGAAGGGCACCCGGGGCGGGCGCCCCACGCCGAUGGGUCCAUGGUGAAAUAAAAAACAGUGCUCA
Pan troglodytes (chimpanzee) is the source of this 1573-nucleotide messenger RNA. RefSeq names its product glyceraldehyde-3-phosphate dehydrogenase, spermatogenic (gene GAPDHS). Gene Ontology annotation, molecular function: glyceraldehyde-3-phosphate dehydrogenase (NAD+) (phosphorylating) activity; NADP binding; NAD binding. The transcript is spliced from 11 exons. Lineage: Eukaryota; Metazoa; Chordata; Mammalia; Primates; Hominidae. Gene Ontology annotation, cellular component: cytosol. Gene Ontology annotation, biological process: glycolytic process; glucose metabolic process. The coding region runs from base 200 to 1426 and encodes 408 amino acids. The record is from RefSeq and is a predicted model, not a curated record.